AUGUCCGGCGUUAACGCGUGGGGGCACAUGCACACCCCCGCGAAGCAGUCACAGUUCACGCUGGAUAUGUUUGAGGAGUGGAAGGCGAAGCAGAACGAAGACAUCGCCCAACGCGGCGCCGACCGCGAUCCGGCAGUGGAGGAGGAGCACAACCGCUACAUGCUGCGGCAGAACCUGAACGCCUACGUGUGCUACAAGGAACUGGACAGCUACACGACAUGCCUCGAGGACAAGAAGCUGAUCCGUCGUCGCGACGACGACGGUGCGAGUGGCGGCGGGAGCGGUUUCUCCAUUGCGUCGUCCUUUGAAAUCAACACCCGGAACAAGGUGAAUGAGAAGCUGUGUCGGACACCACACAACGCGUACGUCUCGUGCAUGAGCUCGCAGAAAAACCAAGAGCUAGUGCUGCAAUCGGCAACUCUUGAGCCGCACUGCACAGAGCGCCGCGCCAAAUUGUUUCACUGCCUACGCGAGAACCAGGUGCCAGAGGCGCAGAUGAACACGCCGCAGUGCACGGACACCUACCGGAGUCUUCUCCGUUGUGGGCUGAACCACCUGUGGAACCACUACUGGCGCGAGAUAACGAAAUUUAGCGACACGGACGAGUUCCACCUCUACGAACUCUCACGCGACGACAACAAGAAGCAGGCCUAUCUGCGCGCCCUCACCACGUCGGAGGCGCAGCGGCAAGUGCAUCUGCGCGAGGAGCGAGAUAUGAUGCUCGGCUACUACCUGGACCCUAAUGAUGCGCAGAAGGGCGACUCGUGA
Leishmania mexicana MHOM/GT/2001/U1103 is the source of this 768-nucleotide messenger RNA. RefSeq lists its product as hypothetical. The transcript has a single exon. Bases 1 to 768 code for a protein of 255 amino acids. The record is from RefSeq and is a predicted model, not a curated record. Lineage: Eukaryota; Euglenozoa; Kinetoplastea; Trypanosomatida; Trypanosomatidae.